Messenger RNA from Exaiptasia diaphana, 1973 nucleotides. Its product is annotated as ubiquitin-conjugating enzyme E2 J2. The record is from RefSeq and is a predicted model, not a curated record. The coding region runs from base 60 to 749 and encodes 229 amino acids. The transcript has 7 exons. NCBI's taxonomy places the organism in Eukaryota, Metazoa, Cnidaria, Anthozoa, Actiniaria, Aiptasiidae.
ACAAAUUGGGCAAGAAGCAUUGCAAUAACUUCAAUAAUUUUACUAAUUUUGUUUUGUUUAUGGCGAAUCCCAAGCGGAUUCAUUCAUCAGCUUCUGCCAGACUAAGGCAGGAUUAUUUAAGAAUCGCCCGAGAUCCAGUACCGUACAUAACAGCCUGCCCUUUGCCUUCAAAUAUYCUCGAAUGGCAUUAUGUUGUACGAGGACCUGAAAACACACCAUAUGAAGGUGGAUUUUAUCAUGGUAAACUAGUCUUUCCCAAAGACUUUCCUUUCAAACCCCCAAGAAUAUUUAUGAUCACACCAAAUGGCAGAUUUAAAGUCAACACAAGGCUGUGUUUGUCAAUAAGUGACUUUCACCCAGACACAUGGAAUCCAGCUUGGUCAGUCUCAACCAUCCUUACUGGACUCUUAAGCUUUAUGAAUGAAACAGCACCAACGCUUGGCAGUGUCGAGACAUCAGAAUAUCAGAAAAGACAGUUUGCAUAUGCUAGUGGUCCAUUUAACCUACAAGACAGAAUAUUUUGUGAAUUAUUCCCUAAUAUUGUGGAAGAAAUCCAAACAAAAAUGAAAGAAAGAGGAGAAUUAACAGACAAGUCAAAACAUAUUUCAUCAUCGCUUCAUUCUGAAAACUCAAGUGGAGGCAACCAUGGCAUCAUGGGAAGCACGUUAGUCAAUCUCUGUGUCUUGCUGGGCUUUGCYGCUUUUGCUUAYACUGUCAAAUGUGUCCUGAGAGCUGUUGAGAACAGCUAAUAUACAAUGACUGGGUCCAAAGAACAUUACAAUUAAUAUCAACACACUACUUCGUUAGUAAGGGAAUAAUAAGAUAACUUGGGUUUGGGUUUCCUGUGUUAGUCGGUAACUACAUGCAACGAUCGUGGUUCUUGGGCUUCUAAUGGAUCUUAAACAGGACGACCAUUUCUAAAGUAAAGACGUGAGUUGUAGAUCUUUAAUGAAAGUCAGAGGAAAAUAGAACAAAACAGCUUAGAUUGGUCUUUUAUGUGCUUUUGUAAUGAAGGAAAAGCACAGGAAUCCCAUUUAUUGAAUAAAAAUAUUACUUAGAACUAGUAAGGAAAUCAACAGAAAGAAUCUMAACAGUUAUCAAUAGCUUCGGGCUUCCUGUGUUAGAUGAACAAGGAAAGAAUGCUGGAAUGUCCUUAGUGAGCCCUACAAUCAUAUAUUCUCAGAACGUUUUCAGUGUACAAACAAGUUUACCUUAGAGUUAGAUAAUAUUGCUGUUUUUUGUUUUUAUUGCAAAGCUGAAUUCUAGCAGACAGCAUUGUCCUUUUCUGAAAUACAAAAUCAUGGUGCAUUGUGGUCUAGCUUCAGGGUAAACAACGMCAUAUUAUUGGCUACAUUAACAAAUUAAAGAGCCGUUUGACCGAAUCUAGACCAUAAUGCAACGCGUUAUGCUAUAUCAAUACAGCGCUUUUUAUCGCCUUGAAAAUAAUCCCAGAAUGCUUUAUUUAUAGAAGAGGCCAAAAGUGCUUUUAAAAACACAAUGGAAACACAAAUUUAGCAAAUAGUCUCCUUCACAGUUGCCURCGCCAUCUUGAAAGGUAGCCAUCCCGUUGCAUCGUAGCGAGACGACCGUAGUUGAGCGUGCAAUGAUAGAAACCCUCUUUCACACMUACAGACAAUUMUUCCCAGGUAUCUAUCAUUGCAUGCKCAAUGGUUGUCUCGCUUCGAUGUAAAGGCACGGCUACCUUUCAAGAUGGCGCAGRUAACCGUGAAGGAGRCUAUUGAAAAAUACAAGGGCUUCAUGGUUGGUCACAUGUAUUGUACAGUAGAAAAUGGCUUCUCAACAUGUUGACUUUGCCGAACAGCAGCUAAUUCAUUAGUUCCUUUUUUGAUGUAGAAAUUAUUUUCUUCUUGCUUGCAACCGCUGACAGCCAAUAUCGGAGUUUCAGGUACAAAUAAGAAGCUCACAAAUAUAUCWAAAGUUCAUUAUAUAAUAAAUAUUUCACUGACUCAAAA